CACCUUUUCGCCACUGGGCCUCCUCGCCAGUUGGGACGUCGAGCGCCCUUAACAAGCUCGCGGACCAAACUUAUCGAGCCAUGCUGCUGCUGCUCGCGGGCCUUGGCAAGAUGCCGGAGCCGCGGCCUGAAAACGGCGCCGCCUCCGGCCCGCUGCACAGCCACGUCAACUUUCUGCGGUGGCAGGAGCACCCCGCGGCCAACGACGUGCUCACGACGGAGGGAGGCUACCUUGGCGGCCCGGUUGUCGAGGCGCCCGCAAAGCCGGGCGCCGAGCCGGCGCCCUGGCCGCAGUACGUCGCUCUGGACGUCAUCAGCCACGUGAAGUACGGCGUGGCGACUGCUGAGACGGCGACCGAGCUGGGUGGCAUGGCGGCGGUCGAGGCGACGAGCAUCGCGGGCAGCAAUCUCGCCGCAGCGAGUGGCGCGGAAAAGGAGCGGGCGGAUGGCGGUUGGACUGCCUCUGCCGCGCCGGCCAACGCCAUCAACCGCUUCCACGAGCUCGAGCGCGACACCGAGACGGACUACGCGCGCUUGGACCAGGGCGGUCACAUCCAGGGCACGCCCGAGGCGCUUCGGGGCAGCGGUCCCCUGCGGAUAACUAGAGCGCCGAGGCUGGUUUCGCCCGACGAGGCGGCGGCGGCGCCCGUGGGGGUGGCGACUGCUGCGGCUGAAGCCGCGGCGGCGGCGGCGGAGAACACGGCCGAGGAGAGCGAGCACGGUGUGGCGCUGGGCGCCCUGCGGGCCGCGAUCGGGAUCACGGCACUAGCAAGCGACCUUCAGAGCGGCCGGCGCAAGCUGCGAGACCCCGAGGCGCACGCCGCGUUCGGGCACGCUGCGGUCAGCGAGGGAGCGGCUGCCGACGGCGACGCACCCGGCGUGGCUGGAGAGGAGAGCGAGGAGGUCCGCGUGCGAUGCGGUCCAAACGUCGGACGCGACUUGCCUUGCGGGCGGUCGCGGAGGAGGUCGCUCCUUUUCGACUAGAUCUCAAUUGUUGAGAUCUGUGUCAUAUCACGCUCUGGAGCCAUGCGCAUGUUCACAGAGACCUCUCUCGCCACACAAGCGCACGACAAAUCGACACAUCCUGUGUAAUAUUGCACACGCGCCACGAUGGAAUCCUCGAUGGAAUCCGUGUACACGUUCGAAUUGGGGAACUCUAAUGUAUCACCA
Emiliania huxleyi CCMP1516 is the source of this 1169-nucleotide messenger RNA. RefSeq lists its product as hypothetical. The coding region runs from base 81 to 983 and encodes 300 amino acids. Lineage: Eukaryota; Haptophyta; Isochrysidales; Noelaerhabdaceae. The record is from RefSeq and is a predicted model, not a curated record. The transcript has a single exon.